AUGGCGGUGGUGGACAAAGCGGAGGCGGACCUUGAGGAGCGCGUCGCCGAGGUGCAGGCUUGGUUCCGCCAAGCCCACAAGGACUUGAAGGCCGCCCAGGACGUGCUGGCCGAGCGCAAGCUGGAACUUGUCAUGAAGCAGGCCGACAUUGAGAAGGCCGAGGAGCUGGCGAAGCAGCAGGCCGCCCAGGCCGAGCCUGCUCGGCACCAGCAGCAGGCCGCGCUAAACUCCCAGGAGGAGGACCUUGAGCUGGAGCAGAAGCACGAGGAGGCGCUCAAUGCCCAGACGCAGGUCCACACCGGCAAGGUGAAGGAGUUGGAGGUGGAGCGGGACAAGCUGAAGAGGCAGGCCCUGGAGCUGAUAGGGGAGAGGGACGCGGCCAACGGCACCUUGGCUGACGCGCAGGCCGCAGUCCUUAGCAAGGCCGGGCUAGUCUCCACGGCCAAUGAGUCCAUCAAGGACCUAAAGCUGAAGCUGGAGAGCCUUGAGGGGAUGCUCUCAAAGGCCAAGGCCCGGAUUGAGGCCCGCUGGCCGGGCGCGUUGGACUCGUCCAUGGCGGCUGGAGGAGCUGUGCGGGCGGCGGCGCGGUUGGAGAACAGCAAUGCAGGUAAUGUGAAGAAGAAGAUCCGGGCGAGGAGGCACGGGAGGUCUCCGGAGUCGGCCACCGCGGCGGCAGGUAGUGACGACAACGCCAUAGGAGCGAGCGCGGAGCUCCUACUAGCAAGCAGCAGUGGGCGGAGAACGGCGAUGCAGAUUGGAUCUGGCCCGCCCCUCCAACCUCACUCCGGCGCCAUCUCCACCGAGGCAUCGCUGCGAUCCCCUCACAAGGAGGCGGCCGGAAGCCUGCUGCACGCCAGGACACCUUCCUGGCAGGGCCAUCUCGGCGCCGCCGCCCCCAUGGCAGAUCCAACGCCGCCGCCACCGCCGUUGCUGGCGCUCCACCUGCAGGCACCUACCAGUAGUGCUCCUUGA
This is a messenger RNA of Aegilops tauschii subsp. strangulata, 972 nucleotides long. NCBI's taxonomy places the organism in Eukaryota, Viridiplantae, Streptophyta, Magnoliopsida, Poales, Poaceae. The record is from RefSeq and is a predicted model, not a curated record.